Planococcus citri (citrus mealybug) is the source of this 1322-nucleotide messenger RNA. RefSeq lists its product as uncharacterized. The transcript has 2 exons. NCBI's taxonomy places the organism in Eukaryota, Metazoa, Arthropoda, Insecta, Hemiptera, Pseudococcidae. Bases 186 to 1184 code for a protein of 332 amino acids. The record is from RefSeq and is a predicted model, not a curated record.
CUAUAAUCUUAUACAUUCGAUUAUUAUUACGUUAGGUAGAAUUUUGUGGCCAGAAGAUCAAAUUCUCCUGCUGGAAGUUUUGUACCUCCUAUUUACGUACUUCAUCUCGAAAUAAUCAGGAUAACCAGCAAAUUAAAAAGAAAAACAUAAACCAGUCAAGGAAAACAAUCGCCGAGCUGAAAGACAUGCAUUCCAAAUCGUAUCUUCAUUUCAUCAUUUUUAUUGGGUUUCUUGGCAUCUCAGUUGAUGGAUUCCAUGUGAAUAAUUCUGACACGCAUUCCAUAAGUGGAUCAAUUCGUUCUACUGAUCUUCCUGAAAACACAUCUGAUUCACUAUCAGAAUCUUUCAUCGACCUGAUUAAACAGUUAACGGUCAUACAAGUUCAUUUGGAAACCAAGACUAGAGAUAUGGAAAAACGAAACAUUGAAUUGAGUCUGAAAGAAAAAGAGGCAAAAAAACGAGAGGCAGUAGUAAAUCAAAAGGAAGACACAAUCAACGAAAAAGAAACUGAAGUCAAAAACAACGAACAAUUGUUGAAAACACGAGAAAAACAGUUGAAUGAAAAAGAGAACAAAUUGGAAAAAUCGAAUGCAGAUGUGAGGAAGCAAAUAGAGCAAUUGAAACAGAAGGAAGAAAAUAUUGAGAAAACUGAAACUGAAAUCAAAAAGAGAGAAGAAACUUUGAAAAAACAAGAAGAAAUAUUGAAGCAAAAAGAAAACAAAACCUGUUCAGUUUCUUGGGUUCGUGCAUCUAAUGGUAAACCUGCAAAUGCACUUGUAGGAGGACAAGACGGAAGAGUAACAUUAUAUGUUGGGCGAGCUAACCAUAACGGUUCCCUGAUUCCUGGUAAUGUAUAUGAGGAUUGUAUGUAUAUUGCAGAUUAUGGGCAUGAAUAUAAAUACUGCAAUUACAGUUAUGAAGUUGCUACAUUUGAUGAAAAAAAUAUCUGUCGAGUCUGUUGGGUCAAGGCAUCCAAUGGUAGUGUCCCUACAAACGCAAUUGUAGGAGGAUAUGACAGUCAUGGAGAAGACUUGUAUAUCGGAAGAGCGGUUCAGAACAGUCCCUUGAAUCAAUUGAUUCCAGGAAAAGUACAACGCAGUCGUCAUUGCUUGCUCAUUUCAUAUAAUACCCUUGAACAUUGUCACACCGAGUAUGCAGUUGCGGUAAUCGAAUUACAUGGCUAAUGCCAUACAUAAGUUCAACAAUUUUCCAAAAAAAAAUCCUACCUAAGAGUUAACCUAGAAAAUCAUGUUUAUGGUUAUUACGAAAAACUAUCUUGUCAAGGUUCAAAAAAAUAAAAUAAGAAAUGGUUUAAAAAACUA